Physella acuta is the source of this 1880-nucleotide messenger RNA. RefSeq lists its product as uncharacterized. Gene Ontology annotation, molecular function: phosphatidylinositol binding. Lineage: Eukaryota; Metazoa; Mollusca; Gastropoda; Physidae. The record is from RefSeq and is a predicted model, not a curated record.
CGAACAUGUAAACUACAGAAGUGGGCGUGUCGAUCAUUACUGAAGUAUUCUACUCUAGACUGCUUUCUACUGUUUACAUUUUUAAAGCAGUUUGCUUAUCAAUAAUUAAUACAAGGCUACAUCAUAAGGGCAUAAUAGUUUAAAAUAAAUAGUAGAGUAGAACACAUCUAACUAAGAUAUUUAAGUAUAAAAAUGCCAAAAGCAACGCUAACAUCCAGGGAACUGAAGAAUAAGGAAACUGGUCUUGAUUUGUCUGUGACAUCUUUCUCCGAGCAGAAGGGAAUGGUGACAUCAACAGUCUAUUACCAGGUGGUUUUGGUGUCCAACUUGGCAUGUUUCAAGACACCAAGUCAUAAAGAGACAGACAUCGUCCAAUACACAAUUGAAAAAAGAAUAGGUGAGUUUGAAGAUUUGCGAGCUAAAAUUGGAGAACUGUAUCAAGGAACUCUUCUCCCAACAAUCAACAAAAAGUCUAUCAUUGUUAAUGAAGCUGUGCUGAGAGAAAGGAGGAACAGCCUUGACCAUCUGUUAAAGUUUUUGUCCUCGGUACCCAAACUAGCUACAUGUGUACCACUGCUUGAGUUUCUAGGUGUUGAUGCCUUGAGGGCAAAGAAGUUUAGUCAAGGAGAACCUUUUGAAGCACCUGCCUCCACCCACACAGAGGACAAUGAAGAUUCCUCAGCAAAGGAUGAUGCUGAUGAGGAUUUUUUCAAAGAAACAGCUGAUGAUGGUGAUGACAGUGAUCUAUUUGAUCUAGCUGUAGAAGGUCAAGGUUUUGGUGAUGAAUUAAAAAGUGCAACCACUGGCGGUGUUCAAAUGUUUGAAGAGCAGGAUCUGAAGAGGGAGCUGACUGAGGAGGACGAGAAAGAUUUCCGUUUUAUCCCAGAUGCCAUCAUCAGAAAAAAAGAAUUUAUUCAGGUCACAGGCGGAAGUGAAGAGAAUAAUUCUGAUUUAUUCGAAAUUGAAGAUAAUCUGGAUGAACUUCUCACUGUUGAUGUUGGGAAGAAAAAGACGCAAACAAAAUCUGACGAUGUUGUAGUUUCCUCACCACCCACGUUGCCCCAAGCAUCCUCUAGACCCACACCCGCCCUAAGACCAUCCAUCGCUGCCAAGCCUUCCAUCCCAAGCAAGCCCAGCCUGGGGACAAAAUCUUCCACCGAGGGAGUAAAGCCUAAGCCUGCGCCCAGAACUAAGACCAGCAGCCAGACCAGUGACCCCGGCCCAGAGAAGACAGCAACUAGCACGUCAGACAAUUUAAACCAGGAUGACAUAUUGCUGUAUCUACAAGAAAACCUGAGCUCAAACACAGAAGAUGCUGACUUGUUUUCAUAGUUCAGGCUUAGCGUGAUGUCACUUUUGUUGUUGAUUUUAUGAACUGAUAUGGAUGAGCAAUCCACAUCCAUAGGGUUAAAGUUGAUUUAUUGGAUUGGUGUUGAAUGUAAAGCAUAAUCUUGUCUUGGGCCAACAUUUUUGUGAUAAUGAUAAUGUCUGACAAUAUGACAAACAACAUUUUUGUAAUGAAUGUAGAUAAUUGAUCUGUAUUCAUCUGGAAGUAUUUUUUUGUUUUCAUUUCAUUUUUAAUUUUUGUUUUUAAUACUAAUCAAUGUAAAUUUUCUUGAUUUGAAGGCUAGUGGAACAUCAAACAAUGCUUCAUGUUUAUAAUAGAAAGCGCACAAAACUAGUGUUGUAAAGAAAAAUGUUGCUUAUAGCUACUUAAGCAGACUGGAUUAUCUAAAAUGUGGCAAUGACAACGUGUUAGUGUCUUGUACAUUAACUCUCUAUUUUAAAAACGUUAGAUUUUUAUUAAUUUCAUUAUAUUUUCAACCAGGUCAUAGGGUGCUGUGACCAGGUCAUACGGUGUUGUGCAGAGUUUCUUUCAU